AUGGAUCCUCUAGAGCCGCAGGAAUCCCCUUCCGCAGACAAUACGGGCAAAUCAGAGCCUGUUGUUUUGAGAUCCGCGACACCGUCGGAAAGCAGUCCGUCGAAGCCCCUACCAGACGCCGAAGCCGUGGUUCUCCCUGAAUGGCAGGGAAACCAGGCUGUAGCAUCCUGGUUUUUACAGUUUCAGAAGUGUUUAAAGAGUAUCAUCUAUAGCUAUGUCCAUUACGAAUCGCUUAGUCGGUUCCUUCGAGAGCUCUGGGUUCGAUGGAAGGAGUUCAGUGACACGAAGAGCAUCACUACUACGUUUCUCUCGUCGUCAGUGAUCUAUGAUGACUUCUUGCAGCCUAUUUCCUGGAUGACGACCCCCCGCAACGCAGCUAGAAGGUUUGCGGAGGAGAUGGCCCAGCUCCGUAACACCAUGAGAGAGGUUGCUAGUGAACUGUUCGUGAACCGAACGUUAAUCCAAGAUGCUAUGGCGCGUCUGGAAGAAACGAAUAAUGGUCAUCACGUAGCCCCUUUCUGUGGGUUGCCUACUCCGGAUGAGAGCGACGAUGCCGCAGAGAAGCUGGAGAAGUUUUUGCUCACCGAUCCAGACCAUGAGAGCCUCCCAUCCGAAGAUGAAGAUACAGAUACAGACGAGGUGCCGGUGAUCUACAGCCGGGAGAUGAAAGACCCAAACCUUCUCGAAGAAAAUUGGCUGGACCCCAUCUGGGUAGAAGGAUAUGGUUACCCCGGAACGGUUCCUCGCGAAAUCGAGGAGUAUCUAGAGUUUGACUGUGCUGAUCUUUACUCCAUGAUUGGCUCCAUCAGGAGCAUCUUCUGGCUGUUCAAUCACAGAGAGUUGGUGAAGGUCAUCGAUGAUCCUGCCUGUAUUCUGGAGGACGAGAUCUCGUUCCAUGUCGCACCAGCGUUUCAUAUCCCCGACGCAGUCACAUCAGAACCUUCCCGACUUUGUAUUGCCGAUAUGUACCGCUUCAGCCGCCGCCAAGCCUUUCCAGAGACCGUGCUGUGUCUGAAGAUCAAAUGCCAAAAGAACAAGGACAGGACGCUGGCUCAAGUCAAGAAGAAACUGGAUGAAACCUGCAACAUUGAUGGCGAUAAACUUUGGUUUCGGGGUUUGAGUAUGGUUGCCCUUACAUUAUCGAUGAGUUUCUUCAUUCCAGUCAUCAGCACCGGGAGUCCCGACAAUGAGUUUGGACCAGGCAUUUAUACUACAAACACUUUCAGAUUGGCGGUCGAAUAUGCUCGGCCAAGCGGUGCGGUGAUGGUAUUUAAGGAUCCCGACCUCCGGGAUCUCAACGUCUGGAAGCCAGACCUCUCCGAGUGGCAACAUCUCACCGCGCAUUGGCUCCAGAUCCCAAUUAAUGGUCUCAAAGCCCCAGACAACUACAAAGAUGCGGACAUAAUUAUCGGGCCGCUUUCAGUGAAACAGUCUGAAGCAAAGGCUAAGAAACGUUUUCCAGACCAAGGUGAACAGCUACAACUUGUUUGUACCAGCUACGAGAGUUGCAAACGUCUUGCUGCAUCAUUGGCAGCAAUAAUCUACUUCACUCCGUAG
Molecule: messenger RNA, 1557 nt
Organism: Aspergillus fischeri NRRL 181
Lineage: Eukaryota; Fungi; Ascomycota; Eurotiomycetes; Eurotiales; Aspergillaceae
Exons: 4
Coding region: 1-1557 (518 amino acids)
Source: RefSeq, a predicted model, not a curated record